GGUUGCGCCCACUGCACGGAGUCGCUGGCACGGAAAAUUGGAAUGUUGAUUUCCUCGGAAUGUUGUAGAAGUGGGUGGAACGUUGGACGACUGGAUAGCACAUCUGCCUCACAGUUCUGAGGACCGGGGUUUCAAAAGGCAUCCCAGUAGGUGAUUGGCUGUCACUGACCCACUCCCCAUUCUCACGUGCCAGUUUUUCAGUCACAAAUAAUGCCUGACAACCAAACACACAUCAGACAAACUCACUCACACUGAUACAAGGAGAUUGAGAAUGGACCAAGUCAAAUACACGGGAGAGCUAAUGCACAUUGAGGACGUGGGCUCGAGACGUUUGACCAAGGAGACGGUGAAAAAGCUGAUCUACCACUCACAGGAGGCAAAGAAGCAAGCAUAUUGCCCUUACAGCAAAUUCAGAGUGGGAGCAGCUCUCCUGACUGUUGACAACUGCUUGUUUACAGGAUGCAACGUGGAGAAUGCAUGUUACAACCUGGGCGAAUGUGCUGAGAGGAACGCCAUUUCAAAAGCGGUGUCUGAAGGCUACACGACAUUCAAGGCCAUUGCAAUCGCCAGUGAUUUGACAGACCAAUUCAUCUCUCCAUGCGGUGGCUGCAGGCAGUUCAUGAGAGAGUUUGGGCCCAGCUGGGAUGUUUACCUGUCAAAGCCUGAUGGGUCCUACACGAAGAUGAGCAUCAAACAGCUGCUGCCAGCCUCAUUCGGUCCUGAAGAUCUGGACAUGAAAAAAGUACUGGACAUCUCCAACGAGUACUGAAACUACAAUCUACUGUAACACACUGACCUUAGCGUAACUGUUGGUAUGUUGAAAUUCUGUACUUCAGGCUUGUCACUACAAUUGUAAAAAGGUCCUUGUAUUUGUAUUGUAUUUUAUGCAAUUAUGGAAAAGGUAUGCAUGUGUUAAUUGCUUAUGAUAAUUUUUUCCACAGCUAUUGAUGCUGGAUAAUUCAAUGUACAUUAAUUAGUGUUGUAUUUACCAGAAUAAAUACACUGAAUAAUUUAUAUGACAAAAAACAUUUAUUAGUUGAAUGGAAGAAAAUGACAUCAAAAUAAUAUGCGCAUAUUGUACUUUAAUAAACUUUUAAAACACAAUCUCUUAAAGUUGAAUAUCAUCAAAUUCCAUAAAAGACUACUAUUUCUUCAGCAGUGAAUGGUUUCAUUUC
This is a messenger RNA of Phycodurus eques (leafy seadragon), 1175 nucleotides long. It is a transcript of the gene cdab, whose product is annotated as cytidine deaminase b. The coding region runs from base 272 to 769 and encodes 165 amino acids. Lineage: Eukaryota; Metazoa; Chordata; Actinopteri; Syngnathiformes; Syngnathidae. Gene Ontology annotation, molecular function: cytidine deaminase activity; zinc ion binding. The transcript has 6 exons. The record is from RefSeq and is a predicted model, not a curated record. Gene Ontology annotation, cellular component: cytosol.